Mangifera indica (mango) is the source of this 1625-nucleotide messenger RNA. Its product is annotated as pyruvate dehydrogenase (acetyl-transferring) kinase, mitochondrial. The record is from RefSeq and is a predicted model, not a curated record. The transcript has 6 exons. Lineage: Eukaryota; Viridiplantae; Streptophyta; Magnoliopsida; Sapindales; Anacardiaceae. Gene Ontology annotation, cellular component: mitochondrion. Gene Ontology annotation, biological process: protein phosphorylation; regulation of glucose metabolic process. Gene Ontology annotation, molecular function: pyruvate dehydrogenase (acetyl-transferring) kinase activity. The coding region runs from base 96 to 1205 and encodes 369 amino acids.
AUGAAAACUUACAAACUAACAGAAACGAAAAUUUUAAAUCAAAUUUCAAUUCGUUAAGGGGAAAAGACGGAGACGGCGGCAGCUUUGAGAGAGCAAUGGCUGCCAAGAAGCUAUACGAGUCGUUUUCAAAGAGUUUGAUGGAGGAGGUUCAUCGAUGGGGAUGCAUGAAGCAGACAGGUGUCAGCCUGAGGUACAUGAUGGAGUUUGGUUCGAAACCUACUGAGAAGAAUCUCUUAAUCUCUGCUCAGUUUCUUCACAAGGAGCUUUCUAUCAGAAUCGCUAGACGUGCUAUUGAACUCGAAAGCCUUCCUUAUGGCUUAUCUGAAAAACCUGCCAUUUUGAAGGUUAGAGAUUGGUAUUUGGAUUCGUUUCGGGACAUGAGGUCCUUUCCAGAGAUAAAGGAUUCGAGUGAUGAGGGGGAAUUUACGCAGAUGAUAAAGGCCAUCAAGGUGAGGCACAAUAAUGUGGUACCCAUGAUGGCAUUGGGAGUUCAACAGUUGAAGAAAGGGAUGGAUCCCAAGAUUGUUUAUGAUGGUCUUGAUGAGAUUCAUCAGUUUCUGGAUCGAUUUUACUUGUCAAGAAUUGGGAUUCGUAUGCUUAUUGGGCAGCAUGUGGAGUUGCACAAUCCAAAUCCCCCUCCACAUUGUAUUGGUUAUAUACACACAAAAAUGUCUCCGGUGGAGGUUGCAAGGAAUGCCAGUGAGGAUGCACGUUGUAUUUGUUGUCGGGAGUAUGGUAGUGCUCCUGAUGUUAAUAUAUAUGGUGAUCCCAGUUUUACAUUCCCGUAUGUUCCCUCGCACUUGCAACUUAUGGUAUUUGAGUUGGUUAAGAACUCAUUGCGUGCUGUUCAAGAAUGUUAUAUGGACUCAGAUAAAGUUGCACCUCCUGUUCGAAUAAUAGUUGCUGACGGAUUAGAGGAUGUUACUAUUAAGGUCUCUGAUGAGGGGGGUGGCAUUCCAAGGAGUGGUCUUCCCAAGAUAUUCACAUAUCUUUAUAGCACUGCAAAAAACCCAUUGGAUGAAAAUUUGGAAACUGAUUCAACUGAUGCUAUAACGAUGGCCGGAUAUGGAUAUGGGCUUCCAAUAAGCCGCCUGUAUGCACGGUAUUUUGGUGGAGAUCUGCAGAUUAUCUCCAUGGAAGGAUAUGGGACAGAUGCAUAUCUUCAUUUGUCACGUUUGGGAGAUUCUCAAGAGCCACUGCCAUGAAAUUAAAUUAGGUGAGGAAUUUUUUCAAAAAAAUUGUUGAUGAAAGUAUAGGAGUAAUGGUGUAAAGGGAUCAAUUGCUGUCAAUUUUAAUCUCAAUAAAUUGGCAGUUGUCCUGUAUAUUCUUGGUUCUUGAGCAACUUACCUAUCUAGUUUUGCUGGGUAUGGGGAGGAAUCAAAUUAGGUAGAAGAGGCAAGUGGAGAUUCCUUUUCUAGGAAAAAGGGCUUUAGGCAUAUUGAGAGGAUUCAUAUGUCAGGGAGGAUUCUUUGGAUUGCGGCUCUUUACAUGUUUUUUAAACUAGCAAAUGAUCGUACCACAUCAGUAAUUAUCUCUCGUCUCUGUAAUUCAAUUCAGUGCCCUCCAGAAAUGUCAAAAUUUUCCUGUUUAAAAGAGAUUCAAGUCAAUGCUUUCUUUGCUUUGCA